Messenger RNA from Chenopodium quinoa (quinoa), 1302 nucleotides. RefSeq lists its product as uncharacterized. Gene Ontology annotation, molecular function: crossover junction DNA endonuclease activity. The record is from RefSeq and is a predicted model, not a curated record. NCBI's taxonomy places the organism in Eukaryota, Viridiplantae, Streptophyta, Magnoliopsida, Caryophyllales, Amaranthaceae. The transcript is spliced from 7 exons. The coding region runs from base 100 to 1047 and encodes 315 amino acids.
UUAUUUUUCCUUUCACAUCUUUGAAUUCUAGUGUUUUAUGCUCGAAAUAUUGUUGUAAACUGCUAAUUCCAGUUUCGUGUCGUGUAUUCUCAAAUUUCCAUGGACAGUGUCCUUCUUCAACCCCAUCAACAGCUACUUCCCCCACAAAGUUUGAUGAACCCACUUUCUCUCUCCUCAAAACUUAAGCUUAAACCCAGAACCCUCUUCUCCAAAUGUCUUCCAUUCCGCCUUUUCUGUGCUACUUCCCAGAAUUUAGAGAACCCCAUUACAGAAAUUCAACCUCCCAACGGUAAAGCUAGUGCUAAUUCGAAAUUUAACUUGCAAAAUCUUAAACAAAAUUGGUUGUCUUCUCUUUCAAAUAAUGAAAAAAUUGAUGGAAAUGGUGGGUUUGAUUGGAUAAUUGGUAUCGACCCAGAUGUUUCUGGUGCUUUAGCCCUUUUGAAAUACGAUAAUUCUGUCUGUAUUUCUGCCAAGGUUUUUGAUUCCCCAUUUGUGCAAAUAUCAGUUGGGAAAACACGCCGUAAAAGAUUAGAUGCGAAGUCUAUUGUUCAGUUGUUGCAGAGUUUUGAUGCUCCAAAAGGUACUACUGCAUAUUUGGAGCAAUCUAUACCAUUUCCCCGAGAUGGAAAACUGGGUUGGUGGAGUGGAGGAUUUGGCUAUGGGUUAUGGAUCGGAGUAUUGGUUGCUUCUGGGUUCUCUGUUGUUCCUGUGCCGUCUAGUUCAUGGAAAAGGGAAUUUGAACUUGCUCGAAGCACCUCAAGUAAGGAUGAUAGCAGGGAGCUUGCAGCACGUAUAUUCCCUGAUUUAAGUUCUAUGCUGAAAAGGAAGAAGGACCACGAAAUGAUUCCUAAGUUUCUCUUUAUCACUUGCUCACCCACAAGCCAAUCACUGUAUCAGAAAUUUCCACUGACUUUAGGUCGAGCUGAGGCUCUACUCAUUGCUGCCUAUGGAAAAGGUCAUAAGACAAAGGCAGAUGAAUUGUGCAUGUCAGACGACACUCCUGAAGUAUUGACCAAGCUGUGUUGCUGCAAUACGGAACAACAGUGAUGCUUUCUUUGACAUCAAGAGUGCAGAUUUUUGUUUCUUUGAGGCAUUUAUGAAGUCGUGAACAUUUGCCUCAUCAUAUUUGCUACAGCUGCGCCUGGCAUAUUAGAGUAAUUAUUCAUUAAUGAAAUUCCUUCUAGCUUUGUAAAUACACCUGAUUAGAUGUAAGCAUUUCGGAGUUGUCAUAAUUUCUACUAAAUUCUUAUUGAGUUUUAUUUGGGCUGAUCAAAAUCCAAAUUCAUGUGUCGUUCAAUCCUA